UUCGGGAGCGGAAGUGCGUGCGGGCGCGCCGGUUCCCGUCGGGCAGGCGCGAGGCGCCGGGCCCCGGGGCUGUAGCCGGCCGGGGGAGCGCGGUCCCGGAGCCGCCCCUCCCCGCCAUGGGCCUCCUGUCGGACCCGGUGCGCCGGCGCGCCCUCGCCCGCCUCGUGCUGCGCCUCAACGCGCCGCUCUGCGUGCUGAGCUACGUGGCGGGGAUCGCCUGGUUCCUGGCGCUGGCUUUUCCGCCCCUGACCCAGCGCACAUACAUGUCGGAGAACGCCAUGGGCUCCACCAUGGUGGAGGAGCAGUUUGCGGGCGGAGAGCGUGCCCGAGGCUUCGCCCGAGACUUCGCUGCCCACCGCAGGAAGACGGGGGCUCUGCCAGUGGCCUGGCUGGAGCGGACGAUGCGGUCAGUGGGGCUGGAGGUCUACACGCAGAGUUUCUCCCGGAAACUGCCCUUUCCUGAUGAGACCCGCGAGCGCUAUAUGGUGGCCGGUACCAACGUGUAUGGCAUCCUGCGGGCCCCACGCGCCGCCAGCACCGAAUCCCUGGUGCUCACUGUACCCUGCGGCCCCGACUCUACCAACAGCCAGGCUGUGGGGCUGCUGCUGGCGCUUGCUGCCCACUUUCGGGGGCAGAUUUACUGGGCCAAAGACAUCAUCUUCCUGGUGACAGAGCAAGACCUUCUGGGCACUGAGGCUUGGCUUGAGGCCUACCACGACACCAACGUCACCGGCAUGCAGUCGUCCCCUCUGCAGGGCCGGGCUGGGGCCAUCCAGGCAGCCCUGGCCCUGGAGCUCAGUAGCGACGUGGUCACUAGCCUCGAUGUGGCCGUGGAGGGGCUCAACGGGCAGCUGCCCAAUCUCGAUCUGCUCAACCUCUUCCAGACUUUCUGUCAGAAAGGGGGACUGCUGUGUACUCUGCAGGGCAAGCUGCAGCCCCAGGACUGGACAUCGGUAGACGGGCCGCUGCAGGGUCUGCAGACACUCCUGCUCAUGACUCUGCAGCAGGCCUCUGGCCGCCCCCAUGGCGCUCACGGCCUCUUCCUGCGCUACCGUGUGGAGGCCCUGACCAUACGUGGCAUCAAUAGCUUCCGACAGUAUAAGUAUGACUUAGCGGCAGUGGGCAAGGCCCUAGAGGGCAUGUUCCGCAAGCUCAACCACCUUCUGGAGCGCCUGCACCAGUCCUUCUUCUUCUACGUGCUCCCCGCGCUCUCGCGCUUCGUCUCCAUCGGCCUCUACAUGCCCGCCGCUGGCUUUUUGCUCUCGGUCCUCGGUCUCAAGGCUCUGGAACUGUGGAUGCAGUUGCACGAGGCCGGAGCGGGCCCUCAGGAGGCUGGGGGCGCCUCUGGACCUGGUCCUCCCCUCCCUCCAGCACAGAGCGUGGGGCUGGCCUCGCUUGUGGCUCCCGUGCUGAUCUCACAGGCCAUGGGCCUGGCCCUCUACGUCCUGCCAGUGCUGGGCCAACACGUGGCUACCCAGCACUUCCCCGUGGCCGAGGCCGAGGCCGUGGUGCUGACGCUGCUGGCCAUCUAUGCGGCCGGCCUGGCCCUUCCACACAGCACCCACCGGGUGAUGAGCGCACAGGCCCCAGACAGAGGCUGGAUGGCACUGAAGCUAGUGGCUCUCAUCUACCUGGCACUACAGUUGGCCUGCGUUGCCCUCACCAAUUUCUCGCUGGGCUUCCUGCUGGCUGCCACCAUGGUGCCCGCUGCCGCGCUCACCCACCCCUGCGGGCCCCGGCCGCUGUUUGCCGCCCUGCUGGUGCUGACGAGCCCCGCGGCCACUCUCCUGGGGUGCUUGUUCCUCUGGCGGGAGCUGCAGGAGGCCCCGCUGUCGCUGGCCGAAGGCUGGCAGCUCUUCCUGGCGGCGCUGGCGCAGGGCGUGCUGGACCACCACACCUACGGCGCCCUGCUCUUUCCGCUCUUGGCUCUGGGCCUCUAUCCCUGCUGGCUGCUCUUCUGGAACGUGCUCUUCUGGAAGUGACGUCUGGCUGUCCUGUGCUGCUGUUAGGGCUCGUGGCCCACUGUCUGCUGUCCUUUUGGAGCUCCUAGGCACGUGGAUAAAAAGCUGUGUCUGAGGGCCUGGCAUUCCCACAUACCUCCUUCCUGGAGGGCACUGCCCUGGCCCACUUGCUGCUGGCAGGAAUGAGGGCCCCAGCCGGCACAUCAGCCUCCAAGGAGAGCCUCGGAUGGACACUGGGCUUGGCAUCUGGAAAUGGCACGUGUAGACCCUGCCCUGGCCCCAGCCCCACGAGCAUUAUGGGAGCUCCCUGCGUAUCACAGUGGGAGGCAGGGUGCCGGGUAGGAGGAAACGCUGUGGGGGGUAUGGCUUGGGGCCUGAUGGGAUCUGAAGUGCCCAGAGACCACACUGCUCCGUCUUCAGCACUGGAGUUGAAAGCGCAAAAGGGCUUGAGCCGGAGCCCUGCAGAAAAGCCCUGGGGCAUGGGGAAUGGCACCCGCCAAGGCCCGGGAGUGGCCCCGCCCAGCUUCCCUGGAGCCAACUGGCCCAGGCCCGCCACCCGUGAGAGGCGGGGCCGAGGUGGAGCGGUAGAGCCCCACCCUGCAUCGCCUAGGAGCAGGCGGGCCACAUACCGAGACCCCUGAAAGGAACUGGAACGUCUAGUGUCCAUUCUGGAGGGGAGAAAAGCAAAAUAUUGCUCUUCAGGGUCACAUCAGGUCAAGGGGCAACUCCUCGAGGGCCAAGGCACCCCUGCCAGCACCUGAUGUGGCGGCUAGACCCGUCAGCCUCCUACCGGCCUCAGUGUGGAAGGAAGGCAGAGCUGCCCCGCCUGGGGAGUCCGCUCAGGACCCGUGGCCCUUCGGUGUCACACCCAGAACGGUGGGUCUGGGAGGAAGCUCUAGCCCCCAGACCCAACCCUCUGUGGGUCACUGCUGGCUCUCUGCUGAGAGGGCCACGUGCUCUUUGUCCAGCAUUGUUGGGGGUGGGGGUGCAGCAUGGGCGUUGGAAACCCCACUGGGGCCAGCAGCCUGUCUUUGCCCACUGUUCCCAAGUCCGGCCGGAACCUCUGGUCCCUUCAAUGUUGAACAAACUGUUCUGCCACGCCUCCCCCGGGGCUGGGAAGAGACUUGCAGCCCCCAGCCUCCCAGCGUGCCUCCCAGGCUGGCUUCUGUCAACCCUGUGCUCGGAUAAGUCACAGGACAAGAGUCCUCCUGUCUUCUAAGAUGCACAGAAACCUC
Prionailurus viverrinus (fishing cat) is the source of this 3196-nucleotide messenger RNA. It is a transcript of the gene GPAA1, whose product is annotated as glycosylphosphatidylinositol anchor attachment 1. Gene Ontology annotation, cellular component: GPI-anchor transamidase complex; membrane. The transcript has 13 exons. Lineage: Eukaryota; Metazoa; Chordata; Mammalia; Carnivora; Felidae. Gene Ontology annotation, biological process: attachment of GPI anchor to protein. The record is from RefSeq and is a predicted model, not a curated record. Bases 117 to 1982 code for a protein of 621 amino acids.